AUGGCUCUUUCAUUAUUUGUUGUGAUUAAUGUACUGUUUCAUUUUCUGCUACUUUCUCAUCAACUUGUUAAUUCUAUGCAGCCUUCUUGCCAUGAUGAGGAGAGAAAUGCUUUGAUACAAUUCAACAAAAGCUUUAAAUUAGAUUGUCGGAGUAGACCUGAUCCCUUUUUGACUGUAGUUGUCCAUCCAAAGACAUCGUCUUGGGGAUCGAAUAAUGGUACCAACUGCUGCUCGUGGGAUGGUGUUGACUGUGAUGUGGAGACUGGUCAUGUCAUUGGUCUUCACCUCGAUCGUUCAUGUCUCUACGGCUCUUUCCACUCCAACAACACUAUCUUUCAGCUUGUUCAUCUUCAGGAGCUUGAUCUUAGUUAUAAUAACUUCACUUUCUCUCCAAUUCCCACUGCCAUGGGCUUCUUUCCGGAGUUGAAAUUUCUUCGCUUGCGUUCUUCUUUCUUCCAAGGUCAGAUUCCAUCUCAACUUUCACUUUUGUCUAAGUUGUCUCAACUUGACCUGUCAUAUAACACUGGUGGUAACGAUCCAGCUGUAGUUGUGAAUCUUUUGAAACUUAAAAAUCCCAAUCUUGGAAGCCUAGUCCAAAACUUGACUGCUUUGGAUACUUUGUCUCUAAACUUUGUGGACAUGGGUUAUGAACUAGGUGAUUCCUUGGCAAAUUUGACUUCUUUGAAAAUUCUUGGUCUAGGAGGUUGUAGAUUGUAUGGGCCUAUUCCAUCUUCACUUGGUGAAUUAACCCAGCUUUCUUUUCUAAAUCUCAAAGAAAAUGAUUUCACUGGGUACAUCCCAUCUUUUGUUCAAAACCUCACCCUCCUUUUCUUCAUAAAUUUAAAUAACAAUCAAAUUUCAGGGCCACUCCCUUCUUGGUUUGGCAAUCUUACUGCAAUACAACACAUAUAUUUUUAUUCAAACAAAUUGAUUGGUUCAAUUCCGCCGUCCUUGUUCAAACUCAAUAAUCUUGAAGAUCUCGAACUCUCGCAUAAUAGUUUGAGUGGUACAUUGCAGUUGGAUUCAUUUCUUAAACUGAGAAAUCUCGCUGUCCUUGGUCUAAGCUACAAUAUGAUUUCGUUACAUAUUGAAGAACGAGAAAGAGAUCCUAACACCACACAUUCAAACUUCAAGUUUCUAUCGAUGGCCUCUUGCAACUUGAGCAAGUUUCCUGAAUUUAUUGGUAAUCAAACUAAUCUCGAACUGUUGGAGCUUUCCAGUAACAAUAUAUACGGCCAAUUUCCCCAAAAUCUAAUGAACUCAAGUCUUCAACUCUUGGAAGAGAUAGAUAUAGCCAACAACUUGAUAACAGGGUUUCAUAACCAUCAAACCAUUCUACCUUGGUCUAGUCUGCGUGUGUUAAAUAUCCAAUCUAACUUGUUGGAAGGACAACUGCCAGUUCUUCCAUCAUCUGUCAUACAUUUCGAUGCCUCUGACAAUAUUCUAAGUGGUGAAAUUCCCAAGUCGAUAUGCAAUUUGAGUUCAAUUUUGAUCCUUGAUUUGUCAAACAAUAACUUGAGUGGGGAGUUUCCUCGUUGUUCAGGCAGUAUGAUUAGUGGCUCUAUAAUAGCUUUGAAUUUGAGAAACAACUCUUUCCAUGGCACCAUUCCUCUUGAAUGUCAGCAGCAGGAAAGUGAUUUGAGGAUGGUGGAUUUCAGUCACAAUAAUUUUCAGGGAAAACUUCAACGACCAUUUGCAACAUGUGUGAAUCUUGAGUUUCUUGACUUUUCUUACAAUCAAAUCAGUGAUGUGUUCCCCACUUGGCUUGGGAGGUUUCCUAUGUUAAAAGUUGUUUUAAUGAGGGAGAACAAAUUUCAUGGAGUCAUAGGGAAACCUGAACACACUAAGGGUGAGUUUCCAAUGCUACAAAUUAUUGAUGUGUCUCACAAUUAUUUCACAGGGGCAUUGCCUUCUCAAUAUAUGCUCUUAUGGGAUGCUAUGAAAGCUUUUGAGGUAGCAACUUGA
Molecule: messenger RNA, 1965 nt
Organism: Humulus lupulus (European hop)
Lineage: Eukaryota; Viridiplantae; Streptophyta; Magnoliopsida; Rosales; Cannabaceae
Product: receptor-like protein 6
Exons: 1
Coding region: 1-1965 (654 amino acids)
Molecular function (GO): protein binding
Source: RefSeq, a predicted model, not a curated record